AUGAUGUUCCAUCCUCCAGCUCCAGGAGUGGUGUUCAAUCCUUCUGAUCGGGUGAUAGUUUCCUUUUUUCUGCCCAAGUUGAUGACUGGUGAAGGGAUCGGCGAACUUAGCUACCUCAUUGAAUUUUGUGAUCUAUAUUGCAUCAAGCCAGCUGCCCUGUUUGAUGUUAACAAAGGCUUUCUUCCGUUCGUCAAACCCAACCAGCGUUUCGUCUUCACCCAUCGUCAGAAGAUUUCUCAAAAGAAUGCAAAUGGAAAACGACCUAGAAGGGUUCUUGACAGUCGAGCAGCAGGAGUCGGUGGAUUUUGGAGGUCUUCAACAGGUGAGAAACCUAUUCUUGAUGAACAAGGAGAGCAUGUUAUAGGGUACGUGAAUACCCUUAACUUCUAUGAGUGCAAGGGUGCGAAAACGAAGUUCAAAGGAUGCCAACAAAACUAG
Messenger RNA from Theobroma cacao (cacao), 438 nucleotides. NCBI's taxonomy places the organism in Eukaryota, Viridiplantae, Streptophyta, Magnoliopsida, Malvales, Malvaceae. The record is from RefSeq and is a predicted model, not a curated record.